AUGGCAAGCGUAGAACUUUACACCAAGGAUGCUCGGGUGUGGCUCCCAGAUACUGUGGAAGUGUGGAAGUCAGCAAGGCUCCUCAAAGAUUACGCUCCUGGUGACCAGAUGUUAUUUCUACUGCUGGAUGAUGGCACUCAAGUAGAACACAAAGUAGAUUCCCGAAGAAAUAAUCUGCCACCUCUACGGAACCCCAACAUCUUAGUGGGGGAAAACGACCUCACUGCCCUCAGCUACCUCAAUGAACCGGCAGUCUUACACAACAUCAAAGUGCGCUUCAUCGACUCUAGGCUGAUUUACACGUACUGUGGCAUUGUUCUUGUCGCCGUCAAUCCUUAUGAGAGUUUGCCCAUCUAUGAGGCUGACAUCAUCCAUGCCUACCACGGGCAGAACAUGGCUGACAUGGACCCCCAUAUAUUUGCAGUGGCCGAGGAAGCAUACAAGCAGAUGGCCAGAGAUCAACAGAAUCAGUCCAUAAUCGUGAGUGGUGAGUCAGGAGCUGGUAAAACAGUCUCUGCUAAGUAUGCUAUGCGCUACUUUGCUACAGUCAGCGGGUCCUCUGGUGACGCUGAUAUUGAAGAGAAGGUUCUGGCCUCCAAUCCCAUCAUGGAGGCCCUUGGUAAUGCUAAAACGACUAGGAACGACAACAGCAGUCGCUUCGGGAAGUACAUCGAAAUCGGGUUUGAUAAGAAGCAUCGCAUCAUUGGAGCUUAUAUGCGAACAUACUUGCUGGAAAAGUCAAGAGUUGUUUUUCAGGCCCAUGGAGAAAGGAACUAUCAUAUAUUUUACCAACUGUGCGCCUCAUCUCAUUUACCAGAGUUUAAAACCUUCAAAUUAGGUGAUGCGAAUGAUUUUCACUAUACUAACCAGGGUCGCAAUCCAAUAAUUGAGGGCGUGGAUGAUGCCAAUGAUAUGUGCAACACAAGAAGAGCCUUUUCAUUAUUAGGAAUCUGUGAAAGCCAUCAGAUGGAUAUCUACCAGAUAUUGGCAGCCAUUCUUCAUCUGAGCAAUGUGGAGGUGAAAGAUCAUUCAAGGGAUAGAAGCAGCAUUUCGCAAGAAAAUGCCCACUUGGUGGUGUUCUGCGAGUUGAUGGGGGUGCCCUGUGAAGAAAUGGCCCACUGGCUCUGCCACAGGAAACUCCAGACGACCACAGAAGUAUACGUCAAGGGUGUCUCUAAAAUCGAUGCAGUCAAUGGCCGAGACGCCCUGGCCAAACACAUUUAUGCUCGACUCUUCAGCUGGAUUGUUGGCUGUAUUAACAAUGUGCUCAAAUCGACUGAUAAACGACAUUCAUUCAUUGGUGUUCUGGACAUAUAUGGGUUUGAAACAUUUGAUACAAAUAGCUUUGAACAGUUUUGCAUCAACUAUGCCAAUGAGAAGCUCCAGCAGCAGUUCAAUCUGCAUGUCUUUAAACUGGAGCAGGAAGAGUACAUGAAAGAGCAAAUUCCAUGGACGCUGAUUGACUUCUAUGACAACCAACCAUGUAUCAAUCUCAUUGAGGCCAAGUUGGGCAUUUUGGACCUUCUGGAUGAAGAGUGCAAAAUGCCAAACGGCUCUGACGGCUCAUGGUCUCAGAAAAUGUACAACACACUGUUAAAGCAGAACACUCACUUUGAGAAACCGAGGUUAUCAAAUACAGCCUUCAUAAUCCACCAUUUUGCAGAUAAGGUGGAGUACCAGUGUGGCGGUUUCCUGGACAAAAACAAUGAUACAGUCAAUGAGGAGCAAAUACACGUGUUGCAAAAGAGCAAGUUUGAGUUCUUGCUGAAGCUGUUCAUGGGGAAAGAAAAAGCAACAAGUUCCAGCAAGGGACCCGCUACAAGCGUUAGUGGAAGAUCUGGUCAGUUACAGAGAGGUAAUAAGAAGACCGUGGGACUGCAGUUUCGACAGUCUCUACAUUUGCUGAUGGACACACUUAACUCUACGACUCCCCAUUACGUACGAUGCAUCAAACCGAAUGACCAUAAAGCACCAUUCAGCUUGGACCCUUUAAGGGCAGUGCAGCAACUACGAGCAUGCGGCAUCCUGGAAACCAUCCGAAUAUCAGCUGCCGGAUUUCCAUCCAGAUGGACCUAUCAGGAAUUCUUCUGUCGUUACCGCGUCCUUAUGAAGCAAAAGGAUGUUCUCCAUGAUGGAAAGCAGACUUCUCAAAAUGUCCUAAAAAAGCUCAUCCAGGACCAGAACCUGUAUCAGUUUGGUAAAAACAAGAUCUUCUUUCGAGCUGGCCAGGUGGCCUACUUGGAAAAGCUGCGUUCUGAGCAGUUACGAAGGGCUUGCGUCAGCAUUCAAAAAACCAUCCGUUGUUGGCUGGCACGUAAAAAAUACCUGAGGAUGAAGCAAUCUGCCAUAACCAUUCAAAGACAUGUACGAGGUCACCAGGCACGUUGUUAUGUAGCAUUUUUAAGGAGAACAAAAGCAGCCAUCAUCAUUCAGCGCAGCGUUCGAAUGUGGGCGGCCAGAAGAGCCUACCGAAAGCUGCGCUCAGCAGCUCUUGUCAUUCAGUGCUUCUUCAGGGCGCAUGCAGCUAGAAAGCUGUAUUUUAGGAUGUUGUAUGAGCAGAAGGCUUUGGUCAUCCAAAAGUGGGUGAAAGGCUGGUUGGCAAGGCAGCGCUAUCAACGUUCUCGGGCAGAUAUCGUCCUGCUGCAGAGCUGUGUGCGUCGUGUACUGGCCAAGAAGGAAUUAAAGAAGCUGAAGGUUGAGGCGCGCUCUGUGGAGCAUCUCAAGAAUCUCAAUGUUGGCAUGGAGAACAAGAUUAUGCAAUUGCAAUGCAAGAUAGAUGAGCAACACAAAGACCUCAGAGUGCUCAGCGAGAAACUGACUGUGACUGUCAAGACCCAAGAUAUGGAGAGAGCGCGACACAGCAAAGAGAUUGAAAGUCUUCAGAAAUUAGAGCAAAAGGCCAGAAGCAAGGCAGAAAAUAUCCCCUCCUUGAUGGAGCAGCUUUCCUUCCUUCAGCAAGAGCUGGAGAACACGCGUAAUGAAAAGGAAAUCCUGGAAGAUCAGAGCAACGUCUACAAGGAGCAGACACAACAGGUGGUACAGGAAUUAAAUAUGAAGAACAGCUUGCUGAACGAUGAUAAAGAAAACCUUAAUAAACUCAUUCUGGAACAAAAACAACAGUUAACAGGUAACAAAAUUGAAAAAUUUGUGGAAAACACUGAAAAACUACAGGAAGAGUUAGUUGAAGAGCGUUCCCGCUAUGAAAAACUGAUGUGUGAAUACCUACAACUACAGGAGCUUCAUAAAGACCUAAAGGACGAACUGCAGCUCAGGCUGGAUAAGACCCCCUCCACUGUAGAUCUGCCGCUCAUCCUCAAGUUCCAGAGAAGAGUGAGAGAACUAGAGAGGGACAAACAGUCAUUGCAGCAGCAGUUAGAUGAGAAGAUGGCAGAAGGGGAAGAAACCAAAGUAUGUGACAUAGAGGAGAUAACGGUCGGCAGAGCAGAACUAGAUUUGGAGACGCUUAAGCGUCAAGAGCUGGAGUCUGAGAAUAAGAAGUUGAAGCAGGAUUUAAGUGAGCUACGUAAAUCUCUAACUUGCGAGAACAGUGAGCUGAUACCCCCUGCUGUGGGCUCCACUACUUACAACGUCCUGCUGGAACAACUCACCUCUUCAAAUGAAGAGCUGGAGAUGCGUAAAGAGGAAGUGCUUCUUCUCCAGUCACACUUGGUCCGCCAAGAGGCUAUGAAAUACAAGGACUCUGCGCUCGCAGAGGGUGUAAAUUUAGACCUUAGUGACAUUCCCUCGUUUCAAGAUAUUGACAGUCCUUUAUUACCAUCUUUACCUGGCAGGUCAACUGAUAUCCACACAUUAAAUGAGGAUGGAGAGCUUUGGUUAGCUUACGAGGGCUUGAAGGAGACCAACAGGCUUCUGGAGUGCCAGAUGCAGGAGCUGGAAAGGAAGCACAGCGAAAAGUACGAAAAACUCUUAGCGGAGGUGAACAACCUGAAGAAAGAAAAAGAACAGCAACAGAAGUUGUUGGCACAGACCUUGCUCCUGCCUGAACACGCUCGCAUUGAAGCGAGCAUGGAGCUCGAAAUCACACGGCUCACCCACGAAAAUCUGGAGUUUUUGGAACAACAGGACAAACAAGACAAGACUAUUACCAAUUUGAAAAAAGAGCUUCAACUGUAUAUGAAAAGAGUAGAAGAGUUGGAAGCUCAACAAAGAAAAACCUCCAUUGGGACAAACUCUCCUGCAAAAGCAGUAAGUAUACCUCGCAAGGAGAGGGAGUACCAGGGAAUGUUGGAGUACAAAGAGGGUGAAGAAAGCCGCCUCGUUAAAAGUCUGGUUUUAGACCUGAAGGCCGGCAGUGUGGCUGUCAGUUUUCUUCCUGGCCUUCCCGCUUACAUCAUAUUCAUGUGCCUGCGAUAUGCUGACAGGGUUAACGACGACCAGAGAGCCAGCACACUGCUCAAUACCGUCCUCUGCAGUGUUAAAGGAGUUAUCAAGAAGCGCGGAAAGAAUUUUGAUGUGUCAUCUUUCUGGUUAUCCAACACGUGCCGACUCCUGCACUGUCUGAAGCAGUAUAGCGGAGAUGAAACGUACAAGUCUCACAACACGGCGAAGCAGAACGAGCAUUGCCUGACCAACUUUGAACUGACAGAGUACCAGAAUGUUUUUGCCGACCUCGCCAUCCAAAUUUACCGCCAGCUCAUAAAAAGCAUGGAGGGCACACUGCAGCCUCUCAUAGUGUCGAGCAUGUUGGAGCACGAGGACAUCCAGGGGGUUUUAGGCUCCAAACCAAGUGGUCUGAGGAAAAGGAGCUCGAGUUCACCAGAGGAAGACGCGGUUACGGUGGAUGUCUUACUGCAGCAGCUGGGCCUCUGGUACACCACCAUGGUUAAGCACGGGAUGGACUCUAGCCUCAUUAAACAAGUUGUCCGGCAGCAGUUCUACAUCAUAUGUGCUGUCACCAUCAACCACCUGUUGCUCAGGAAGGACAUGUGCUCGUGGAGCAAAGGGCUCCAGAUCAGGUACAAUGUGUGGCAGUUGGAGGAGUGGCUGGCAGAGAGGGAGCUGAGCGACUGCGGCGCCAAAGAAAUGUUGGAACCUCUUGUCCAGGCCGCGCAGCUUCUACAAAUCAAGAAGAAGACCGAGGCGGACGCUCAGGCUAUUUGCGACAUGUGCACGGGCCUCACCACUUCACAGAUUGUUAAAGUGUUGACCCUCUACACUCCAGUGAUUGAGUUUGAAGAGCGCGUGACAACCGGCUUCAUCACCACCAUUAGAAACAUCUUAAAAGACAGAGAAGAGUUAUCAACACUGAUGAUGGACGCCAAGAAAGUCUUUCUUGUAACACUUUCCUUCUCGCCUUCCUCUGUGGCGCUGGAGGACAUUCAGAUCCCUGCCAGCCUAAAUUUGGACUUUCUCCACCGCAUCUAG
Nerophis lumbriciformis (worm pipefish) is the source of this 5385-nucleotide messenger RNA. NCBI's taxonomy places the organism in Eukaryota, Metazoa, Chordata, Actinopteri, Syngnathiformes, Syngnathidae. The record is from RefSeq and is a predicted model, not a curated record.